UAUCGCUCCGUGAUUUAUUUUAUUCGACAGGUACCGCAGAAGUCUCGACCAAAUUCGAGCUUAAGAUUCACUCGUUCGAUCUCCGUCUCAAGUACUUUUCAGGAACCAUGAAUUCCUCGCGUUCGAAUCUGCUUUUGUUUCCGUUCUUGUUGUUAAUUGCGUUCAGGCUCAGGCGGGUUCAGGGUUCAGCAGAGACGUUGAUAGAAGAGGCAAUGGAAGAGUUGAAUGUUUGGCUAAACUCUGACGCAUCCGAGAAGUACAGGCAUCUGUUAUCAGUCGAAUGCCCUCCGCCGUAUUUUCGAGUCAUGUCGGAGUGUUUUUACGUGCACACAAACCACCAUCUCUCCUGGACCCAAGCAAGGACCUUUUGCCAGGGAAUGGCAGGAGACUUGGCCCAGCCACGUCACCUCAACGCCCUCCUCGCCGUAGUGGCUGAGAAGUACAAGUCGGGUCCGUCCCACCUGUGGCUCGGAGCAUCAGAUCUCGAGACCGAAGGAACCUUUCGCUGGCUGUCAGGAGACCUCGUGACAUCCGGCUGGCGAGAGAACCAACCUGACGACGCCGAAGGAGACGAGGACUGCCUUGAGAUGUGGACCGCGAAGUUUCCGAGUCUGAGUGAUAAGCAGUGUCAUUUGAAUAGUGCCUUCAUCUGCCAGUGCAUUGGAAUACAUCAACACCGACCUUGAAGUAAGAUAUUGUCUUUGUUCUGUAGAGAGUACCUCGCUAUAGAGAACACGUAAUAUCUUACCGACGCGAAGUAGACGAAACCAGUUAUGGGUGGUUUUAAGAACGCAUUCGCAGCUGACCACGAGGUUUGGAAUCGAUACUGAGCGACCGUCUCCUUUUCCAGUCAUCUAUAGAUAUUCUAGUAUCUUAUUUUGUAUCUUAUUUUCUCCUACAUUUUUGAUAGAAUAAAAGUAUAGUGAUGUAACUCUUGUGAUUGUCAGUUUUGUUUUGUGUUUUACCUUGAAAUAACAUGAAUUUUAUCUGGAGUCAAAACGUUGAAAAAAAGUGAGAUUUUAAGUAAUGAAAGAGAAAAAAGCUAUGCGUCAGUGCAUCAACAAAUAUUUUUUACUGAUAUCCCUACAUCCCUGAAAUAUGUAUUCAAGCAUUUUAUUACAGAUAUAAAAAAACGAAAGAUGCUACUUUUCGGGAUAAUGUGUGCUAUUUCAGUUAUUUUUUCGCAUUGUAAAGUUACAAUUUGGCUAUCGCGGCAAAUUGUUACUACUAUACUAGAGCCUAAUUUGAUAUGCUAUCUCUGUUGAUUUGAACUCUAGGUCAGCGGUUCCUAAGCUAGGACUUAUGGUCACCAAGCAAUAUGGAGCAAUGUAAAAAUUACGACUUCGAACUAAACCGGAUUUCGUCUCACCUGCAGUACCUAUAAAUAUCUCACAUAUCAAUAAAUUGGAAUCUUU
Messenger RNA from Penaeus vannamei (Pacific white shrimp), 1415 nucleotides. Its product is annotated as collectin-11. The record is from RefSeq and is a predicted model, not a curated record. Lineage: Eukaryota; Metazoa; Arthropoda; Malacostraca; Decapoda; Penaeidae.